Molecule: messenger RNA, 1050 nt
Organism: Contarinia nasturtii (swede midge)
Lineage: Eukaryota; Metazoa; Arthropoda; Insecta; Diptera; Cecidomyiidae
Exons: 4
Coding region: 331-699 (122 amino acids)
Source: RefSeq, a predicted model, not a curated record
AGCGAAAUAUUUCGAUUUUGCGACAGAAAAGAACAUCUGAUUCAAAUUAUUGAUUUUACUGUAUUUCAUUAAAAUUCGUGCUAUUUUUAUGGCUUGUGUCCCCAUUUUUCUGGUCAAUAGAACGGUCUAUAAUCGUUUAUUCAUAAUGUUCGCAGAAAUUUGUUUUUAUCCCACUCUUUGUUCACAAACGUCUGACCGCAUUAAUAAAAUGGAAUAGCACCGGCUAAAACUUAUUAGUAAAUGUCUACAGUUAGUAUCGAUUGGCCUCCACGUAAAAAUACAAAAUAUUCCAAUAAAAAUUAAAAAUAUUGUGUUGUCAGAAGUAAAAUAAUGAUGUCUAAAUUACAAAUUAUAAUGUUCAUGUUGCUCAGUGCUAUUUAUAUAACCGCAGCCAGUAUUGCAAUCGCAUUACCAAAUCCAAAAUUCCCAAACAAAUGUUUUUAUGGCGACGAAACUUAUGCCGUUGGCGUCUAUUAUCCAGAAAAUAAAUGCGAAAGUAUCACGUGUCACGAUGACUAUAGUAUAACUGUCAGCAAUUGCGGUUCGUAUGCACCUCCCGAAGGCUAUGAAAUUGUUGAAGAUUUAAGCUUAAGAUAUCCGGAUUGCUGUUCAAAACUCAUCAAAGUUGAUGAUCAAGAUAUCAACGAUGAGAAAGAUAUCGACGAUGAGAAAGACAUUGAUGAUGAGAAAGAAACGUGAAAUUAAAACUCUGCUUGCUAAAGUUUUUUAAUUCCUUGUUUACUAACGAUCAACCUGUAAAUCUCUGAAGCACCCAUUCACACUUUGUCACCGAUAUUUGUUAUAAUUCCAAUCAAUUUCAUAGCGUUUUUGUAGGCUUUAUCUGCUGUUGUGGUUAUUUCACCACUUCCAAUUUAAAAUUCGUCACUUUACUCGAUACUAAAUAACUUCAUGAAGUAUCGUGGAAAUUAAAUAGUAACAAGAGUGAUCAUGUUACAAAAAAUGACAACGUUUUGUGUAUGUAUGCACUUAAUUAAAAUGCCAGCCUAAAGUCGUAUCGAAAAAAAAAUUAAACGAAUUCUCCAUAUUUUC